This is a messenger RNA of Cladophialophora immunda, 1438 nucleotides long. RefSeq lists its product as uncharacterized. Lineage: Eukaryota; Fungi; Ascomycota; Eurotiomycetes; Chaetothyriales; Herpotrichiellaceae. The transcript is spliced from 4 exons. Bases 91 to 1272 code for a protein of 393 amino acids. The record is from RefSeq and is a predicted model, not a curated record. Gene Ontology annotation, biological process: lipid metabolic process.
GUAACCUCCUGUCAGCUAAGUCAGGUCUCUUUGGCCCUUUCCUUAUUAUCUCCUUGCUCUUCUGCGUCUUUCUGUAUCUUGGUCUCAGUAAUGGAUCCAAAAUGGUUUCCUCCCCCAGAUCGCCCCUUCCAACCUGGCGGCCGAAGCGUGUUCGGCGCAGGAGUCAUUGGCAUGACUACCUUGUUGUUUCCACCCGGGCGAUUUCGCCAGAUAAUGCCCAUACCUCUGAUCCUUUGGAUACUUUGGAACCUGCGACAGCACACCGCUGGAAGGCCUGAAGAGGACUAUCUAAAUGCCAUCAAUGUCUGCUUGAUCUUGCUCAGAUGCAUCGAUGUUGGAGUGUUGCAUAAUGCCGAGCAGGCGUUCCGCCGAGUAAAAUCGGAUGGUACAACGGAGACCGAAGAGGACAUAGAAAAGAUGACCACCUGGCAAAAGUUCCGCUGGAGUUUACAACUCUUCACAACCAUGCGUGGAAUUGGUUGGAAUUGGCGCGUCAAGAAUGUUGACCAAGUCCCCAGACAUAUCUCUCGCAGUCGAUUCGUCCUAGAGCAGGUUGCCAGAGCCUUCUACUCCUUCCUCUACAUGGAUAUCAACGGGUGGUGUAUGCGUCGGCUUCCUUGGGGAGAUAGGACCGCUUCCGUUUCCGAUCCCUUCGCCUUACCACUCUGGCAACAGAUUCUCCUUGGAUGGUCUUCUGCCUUCCACAGUGGAUUUACAAUGGCCUUCAGCUAUUACCUUGGAGCGGCGGUCGCUGUCGGUUCUGGGCUCUAUACGCCUCAAUCGUGGCCUCCGAUCUACGGUUCAUUCGUCAAAAGGGGUUACACAGUAAGGAACAUAUGGGGUUGUUGUUGGCACCAACUCCUUCGCCGGAUAUUUGAGAGUGUAAACAAGCCUCUUCUGCAAGUGUUGAGGGUCAAGACCGGUACUCUAGCCUCACGGUAUUUACAGCUAUACAACGCUUUCUUCGUGUCAGCUCUUAUUCAUCAUGCGGGUGCACUCAAUUGCGCGUAUUCUUCCCUUGGUUGGUGCCAGUUCUAUUUCUUCAUGAUCCAGCCAGUCGCAAUCAUGUUCGAAGACCUCGUCAUAUAUUUUGGCAAGAAGGCGGCCUUAAAGGACACAUGGAAAACUAGAGCGGUCGGAUACGUUUGGGUUGUCUGUUUCUUGAGUUAUUCCCUUCGAUAUGCAGCCAAGGGUAUUCUGGCUGCUGGGUUGGGCGGAGUCAGACAUCCGGUUGUGGACAAAUUUAGCAUCAUGGACCGACUGUUCGGAUAGGGAGGCAUGUCUUGAUCGGUUUGACAGUUAUGGACGGUGGUGUGUGCUGGCAGUUUGCGCCACAUGGCGAUCUGUAACUUGUUGGUGAAGCGGUAACGGGGGAUCUUCUCUCCUCAACUCAUGAUGUAGCAGUAGACAGCCCACUCAGGCAAUGACCAUCAGAUCA